Molecule: messenger RNA, 2358 nt
Organism: Schizosaccharomyces octosporus yFS286
Lineage: Eukaryota; Fungi; Ascomycota; Schizosaccharomycetes; Schizosaccharomycetales; Schizosaccharomycetaceae
Product: enhancer-RNA-mediated silencing
Exons: 1
Coding region: 213-1130 (305 amino acids)
Biological process (GO): biosynthetic process
Cellular component (GO): cytoplasm
Molecular function (GO): isomerase activity
Source: RefSeq, a predicted model, not a curated record
CUGACACUACCAUACUACACAGUAUGUAACAGUCUUCACAGGUAGCAGGAAUUAAUUAUUUAUAUGGAAGAAUUUAACGGAAUGGACUAAAUCACGCGAAUUUAAAUGUACUAAUAAAUAAAAAUUUAUUCAUAUCUCGCCGAGAUCAAUUAGUAAAAAUUCUCAAUAGUGUUGAAAAGCGUUAGCAAAAAUCCACCAUCCUUAGUUUGAAGAUGUUAGCUCAUCCAUUAAAGCAAGUUGAUGUGUUUUCCAAAGGUGGGUUUAAUGGAAAUCCAGUAGCGGUUGUUUUUAAUGCGGACGAUUUAUCGUCAGAACAAAUGCAAAAAUUUGCCAUAUGGACGAAUCUCUCCGAGACUACAUUUGUACUCAAACCAACUGUUCCUGAGGCUGAUUACAGACUUCGUAUCUUUACACCAGGAAAUGAAUUGCCUUUUGCAGGACAUCCUACAAUCGGUUCAAGUCAUGCUGCCAUUGAAAGUGCUGUAUGUGUCCCGAAAAAUGGGAAAGUCGUACAGGAAUGCGGAGCCGGUCUCGUCCCUAUAACGCUUACUAGAGGGGAGAAUGACGAUAUAGAAUAUGCUUUUGAACUAUCAAAUGUUACGUCGUCACAAAUUUCCGACGAAGCAGCUGUAGCUAUAUUGAACUGUCUUUUCGACGUAAAGGAUCAUAUCCAAGAGAGGGGGAAAUGGAAUCCAGUGUUGAUGGAUGCUGGUCCAAAAUGGCUUACCGUUGAACUCCAAUCUGCCAACCAGGUUCUCGAUUUGAUUCCCGAUUACGGCACCAUGGCCAAGCUUUGUAAAGAGUAUGGGUACACUGGUGUAUAUGUUUUUGGAAAGCAUCACGGAGAUACGCAUUACGAAUCUAGAGCAUUUGCUCCAGCAAUUGGCGUUCUUGAGGACCCUGCAUGUGGCAGUGGAGCCGCCGCUUGUGGGAUGUACGCUUCCCUUUUUAACAAUAAAGACGGAGAGUUGGGAAAUGCUUCCAAUGGAAAACUUAGAAUAUCUCAAGGCUGUAAAGUCGGUCGUCAGGCAAAUCUGAGUGUACAGACGUUUAUGAACUCGGAUGGUUACUCGACAGUCAAAGUGGGUGGUUCUGCUACUACAUGCAUUACGGGCUCUGUUUUAAUUUAAAGUCAUUGAUUUCUCGUCUUUUCGUCUGAAUUUUGUUUCAAACACCAAAAUUAUAAUAAAAAACCCUCUGUAAUCGUAACAAAGGCAAUUCAUCUACAGGGAAGAAAUGCUUUUCCUUUCAUCCAUUAUAGUCUACGAUUCAACAAAACUCUGCAAUCUUUUCUUUACAUGCAUUGGACUAUAUAAACUAUGAUGAUUCUGAGCUAUUCUUCAUUUACCAAUACCAUCACAACCUCCCAUUCUUUUAUUUACUUACUUACCGGACCUCAAACUCGUCGCGCUAAAACAAAUGCCGGUAACAAGAGGAUGUUGUAAAGAGGUUAGAUAGGUUAGAUAGGUUACUGCUACUCUUCCAUGGAUCUACUACCCCCACACAACACAUAUUACCCCCAUUCUUUAAUGAAAGCACUACAAGGAAUACUGAAAGCCAGUGCAGUGCUUUAAAGGAUAAACAAUCCAUCUAGCAUUGUUCUAAGUAAACAAAGCCUAUUGAUGGUGGGUUUUUAGAGAAACUGAAAAAUUGUAUGGAUCCUUAAAAAAAAGUCCCGUUAAAUUGAAAUGAUGGGAAAGACCUUUUCUUUAGCACCGCUCUUUUGCACCUUCGCCUCACCCGCUCUAGACAACAGUUUCGACUCGAAUUAAAUUAUGCUUUUGACGUCGGGUCCUUCUUAAGCGCCACCUUAUCUCCACACCAUCAACGUGGAAUGACGCAAGUGACUUGCUUUCAUGAUUGAGCUAUGAAAAGCGAUGAGCCUUUUUAAAAAAAAAAAAAAAAAGAAAGAAAAAAAGAAAAAAACACGAGAAAAUGAAAGAAGAAAGAUGAUUUUUUGUUGUUGGAAAUUCUUGUAAAGAAAGAAAAAGCGAAAAAAAUAUAUCCAAGAAAAAAGACUCUUCCGCUCCAAACGCAAGACUCGGGAAUUGAUGAAAUUUGUACGUAGUUCUUCCAGAUAAGAAAAAGGUUAAAGUUAAUAAGGUUAAGAGUCUAUUCAUUGGAGAGAAGAGAAAAGCGCCCCAUUUUGGACUUUGUUUACGAAUGAAAAGGUCAGUCGCAAUGAAAAGGCAUCAUGGUUAGGUCAUUGUUUUGUUGAGCUAAACCUAUUUUGUACCAAUGAAAUUGUUCGGAAGAGUUAAGUCAGAGAGGUGAGGUUUGUCUUAGGUGGAUUGUUUACAUUGAUCAAAUGCGGGACAUUUGGAGCAUAUAAAUGGGGACCCAUGUCCUAAAUUCUUU